Molecule: messenger RNA, 375 nt
Organism: Aspergillus chevalieri
Lineage: Eukaryota; Fungi; Ascomycota; Eurotiomycetes; Eurotiales; Aspergillaceae
Exons: 1
Coding region: 1-375 (124 amino acids)
Source: RefSeq, a predicted model, not a curated record
AUGGAGACUUUUAAUUCUGACUCUGCAUCGUUGAGCCCCGUCAUGGAUUAUAUGGACUGUACGGACUGGACAGAUGUCGCGAUGAAAUUCAGCAUGGUGAUGGCGGUGAUGGCGGUGAUGGCAGAAACUGUAUUCUGCUGUCCAUUCUACCGCUGCCAGCAAUACAGACUGCUCCAAUGUUGCCCACCAUUAUCUUCUGCUUUCUAUUCUGUACUCUGUCGGCCAGUUCUCAAUUCUCAAUACAAAUAUAUCCCAUAUGCCCAAAGCCUACGCUUGCCCAUUCUCAGUGGCAUCCUGAUUCAGGAACCGGGUGGCAUCGGAUCCUUCGGGCUACCAAGCCACGCCGCAAAAUACAGCUUUGUGAGUGGUGCUUAA